UCGAAGCCGCGCGGAACGGAUGUUGGGCUCGAGUACGCGACAACACCUCGUGCCGUGCUUCUCUCAAGGGGACUUUACUAGUUUAGCCUCCGGUCGUUGAGCUCGCGCAUACGGAUCGUCGAGCGCACGUGAUCGUAGGACCGAUUUCCUCCGAGGGUCUUCGGCGCGCGGUACCAAAAGUGUUCGAGAGGUCUCGCAAUCAACCUAUCGUCGAUAUCGACUCGCGAACGGAGAAGAGAGACGGACAAGAUACUCGUAGACCUCGAAGAGAAUCGCGAUUCGCGAGCAUCUCGGUGAACCGUGUAUCUUUGCGCGCGUUAUUUAUCCCCAUCAGGGUGCAUCGCGAGUGUACACUGACAGUUCGAAGUACGUUCGGUACAUACGAAUUGUCGUUUUCGUCCGUUCGCAUCGGUCUCGAUCCCGAUUAUUCCGAUCUUUCGCCUGGUCGUUAACUCCGCCCGAGAUUUGAUCGACGGUCCUCGAGAAGAUACGGAAGAAGCGGGUGUCUUACGCGAGGUAGAGAGAAUGAUAACGGCAGCAACCGGUCCGGGACGUCGUGGAACGAAUUAGGCGCGUCGUGAUCGACGGGAGCAGAAUCGAACGGAAUCGCGUGUCCCAAGGACAGACGUUCGAGGUGUCCGACGGGACACCAUGUAUGACGCGAGGCGAUCGCGCCGGGUUCACGACCGGUCGUGCUGAUCGGUUCUAUUAUCGAGUCGUGGAUCUAACGCGAGGAAUGUGCCAUAUUUCGCGAUCGAGAUAUUCCCGGUGACAGCGAGGGCUAUUUGUGAUAUGUUUACAGCUGGCGGAGAAAAAUAAGAAGGAAGAGGAAGCCUAGAAUCAGAGAGCCGAGAAGGCGGAAGAUAAAAAGGCGAGAGAAGAAGAGAAAAUUUCAAAGGAUAGAGAGACGAAGGUAUCCUCGCGACGCUGGGAUGUCGCGGUUUGCACCAGGAAACGGCUCGUGCGGCCACGACAGGUCGACGACGCAGUGAGACAAUCCUGCCGGUUUUCUAAACGCGAAGCUACGUUUUUCCGCGAGAAAAAGAGAUAAUACUCCGCGUCGGUGUAAGUGUAAUACUACAGCCGAGAGAAACCGAGGAUAAAAGCAGUGAUUUCGUGGUUGAUUGGUGCUGGUGGUAAAUAUGUUGGGUGAUACGAAAGGUGUCGGGAAGGAAAGGAAAGCGCCGCGAUAAUCACCGCGACGUUCGUUGUCGCGAAGGAGAGAGGAAGAGGAAGGACUUUGCGUCGUCGGAAGCGAUACGUCUUCUCGUUCAUCAUCGCGCGCUCGGCGUCUCGCGAGACUAGCGGUCGCGUAGGAAUGGAAAGAUCGAGAUAAUAUCACGAAGACGGGAGAGGAGGAGGAGGAGGACGGCCGUGGCGCGGUGUUGGAGACCCCCAGGAUGCGGCAUCUGCUACUGUUCCUCGUCCUGGGAGCGACCCUCGCCCCGGGCGCGCUAUCCAGCGUUACGCGCGAAAACGUAACGUGCCUGGAGGUCUCCGAGAAUGCGCCGCCGGGGACGAGGGUGGGAUAUAUCGACGCCGACAAUCCGCCAUACCUGAUAGUGUCGGUGGAGGGUACGUCGGUGGAGUCCGAUCUGACCGUGAAUCAGGCGACGGGCGAGAUAAGGACGAAGGUGCAGUUGGACCGCGAGACCCGUCCGUCGUACGUCCUGCUGGCGUUGCAGCAGAACGUGCAGAUCACCGUCAAGGUCCUCGACGAGAACGACAACGCGCCAACCUUCCCCGUGGACCACGUGGACGUGGAGUUCCCGGAGAACUCGCCGCGCGACGUCAAACGGGCGCUGCCACCGGCCAAGGAUCCCGAUCUCGAGCAGUACUCGACGCAGCGCUACGAGAUCGUCGCCGGCAAUCACGGCAACGUCUUCCGGCUGUCGCAGCACAUGGGCCGCGACGGCGUCCUCUACGUGGACCUUCAGAGUUCCGGUUCGCUGGAUCGGGAGGCGCGUUCGCGGUAUCACUUGGUGAUCGAGGCGCUCGACGGGGGGACGCCGCCGCUCCGAUCGAGCCUGCACGUGAACGUGACGGUGCAGGACGUCAACGACAAUCCGCCCAUCUUCAAUCAGACGCGCUAUGUCGCGUGCGUGCCGGAGAACGCGACUGUCGGCACGCCGGUGCUGGCGGUGAACGCGACCGACGCCGACGCCGACGACAACGGCCGCAUCGAGUACUCCAUUAAUCGCCGGCAGUCGGACCGCGAGGAGAUGUUUCGCAUCGACCCGGAGACCGGGAUGGUCUACGUCAACAAGGCCCUCGACUUUGAGUCCAAGGACCGGCACGAGCUGGUGAUCGUCGCCCGGGAUCGCGGCGCCCAACCGCUGGAAGCCAGCGCCUUCCUAUCUGUGUGCGUAACCGACGUCAAUGACAAUCAGCCGGCCAUCACCGUCAUCUUCCUGUCGGACGACGCGACCCCCAAGAUCAGCGAGAGCGCGCAACCCGGCGAAUUCGUCGCCCGGAUAUCCGUCAGCGAUCCCGACUCCAGAACGGAAUACUCGAACGCGACGGUCACGCUCACCGGGGGCGAGGGUCACUUCGGUCUCACCACGCGAGACAACAUCAUCUAUCUGGUGGUGGUCGAACGGCCGCUGGACCGCGAGGAGAAGCCCGUCUACGAUCUGUCGGUGGAGGCGACCGACGCCGGCACGCCACCGUUGCGCGCCGUCCGCACCUUCCGGCUCCUCGUCACCGACGUCAACGACAACGCGCCCAGGUUCGCGCGGGAGAGGUACGACGCCCAUCUCCUGGAGGCGUCCGAGCCCGGCACGUCGGUCCUGCGAGUGACCGCGACCGAUCUCGACGAAGGUACCAACUCGGCCGUGCGUUACUCCCUGCUCAACACGACGUCGUGGUUCGCGAUCGACGAGAUCACCGGACUCAUCAGCACGGUGACGCACGUCGAAUGCGAGGUCGACCCGGCGCCGAUUCUCGUGGUGAUCGCGACCGACUCCGGACGGCCGCCUCUGAGCAGCAGCGCGACCGUCCGCGUGACAGUGCACGAUUACAACGACAACGAGCCCAUCUUCGAGAAGCCGCUCUACAACGCUACCGUGCCCGAGGACAUGCCCGUUGGACGCUGCUUUCUCAAGGUGCAAGCCACCGAUCCCGACUGCGGCGUAAACGCGAUGGUCAAUUAUACCCUGCCUGGCGGUCGACUGGAGAGCGAGCAGCUCCUGGUGCGCAGUGAUACGGGGGAUAUUUGCGUCCGGUCGCCUCUGGACAGAGAAACAGCGCCUUAUCUGGAGUUGCCUGUCAUCGCCACCGAUCGAGGUGGAUUAAGCACUAUAGCGAUCGUGCGCAUCGAAGUGACGGACGUGAACGACAACUGGCCAAUCUUCGAGCCGCGGAAAUAUAACGUGACCUUGCGUAGCGACGGCACCAUACACGGUCCAAUCUUGAAGGUAGUAGCGACCGACCUUGAUGCCGGGCUUUCCGGCCAAAUCGCCUAUCGUAUCGCUAGCGGCAACGAGGCCGGAGUCUUUCGCAUCGAUCGAAAUACCGGCGAGUUGCACGUGACGAGACCAAGCCUGCUCUCGCGAUCGUGGUUGCAUCAGCUCAACGUGACGGCGACUGACGCGGCCGGCUUGAAGAGCCUCGUUGACGCCGAGGUCAAGGUCACCGUCUCUUCCUCUGGGCACAAAAUCGCCACUUGUGAGAAGCCGCGCUACACUGUCACGGUCAAGGAAAGCAUCCCGCAGAACAGCAUCGUCGGCGGCGUAAAGGACACCACGACAGCGUCAUCCUCCUCGACAGGCGAACGACCGAGCAGGUUUUAUCUGGUAAGAGAGGAAGCUGAUCUCUCGUUGGAUCCCAACACGGGGAUGCUGAGAAUUCGACAGCCGCUCGAUCGGGAAUCACGUGACAAAUACAUUCUCAGCAUCGAAGCACGUAAUGGAGGUCCCGCUGGAUAUUGCCAGAUGGAAUUGAUCGUAGAGGAUGUAAACGAUAAUACACCGUUGUUCCGAACGACUAGCGUUCGCAUCUCUGUGCCGGAAUCUCAUCCUCUUCAUGUACCUCUGUACGUGGCGCAUGCUACCGAUCUAGACACCACGCCGUCACUGCCGAUACACUACGUCCUCGGUCAAAACAGCAACGACCUCUUCGGGAUAGACGCGCGCACCGGCGAACUCUAUUUGGAAAGACGAUUGGAUUACGAGACCCAGCAGAGGCACGGUCUCCUGAUAAGGGCCCUGGACGGUGCUGGGCUCUCGGCUAACCUCAGCUUGAGCGUCGAGGUGCAGGACGUGAAUGACAACCCCCCAGUGUUCGAGAGGAACGAGUAUCAUGUGGAGGUUCCCGAAGGCGCCAGGCUCGAUUCCCAGAUUCUUCAGGUAACCGCGGUAGAUCUGGAUACGGGAAACAAUGCGAGACUGAGCUAUCGUCUCCAUGGUUCUGUUGCCUUUCGCAUCAACUCUAACACUGGAUGGAUCUAUCUAGCGCAGAAUUUGGAUCGUGAAACUCUUGAUCGACAUGCCUUGACGGUUCUCGCAACGGAUAAUGGGUCUCCCGCAGCGACCGCGAGUGCUUCAGUACUAGUGACGGUUCUGGACGAUAACGACAACGAUCCACAUUUCGAGAGGGACUUUUACGGAUUCGAAUUGAUUGAGAAUCUUCCUUCGGGUACUCUUGUUGGUUCCGUGAGCGCCACCGAUCCUGAUCUCGGCAAGAACUCGCUUCUCAGAUACAUGGUGAUUCAAGCCAACAGCAGUUUCGCUGUGGAUCCUGACACAGGUGAGAUUACCACGCGCGAGCCGCUUGAUCGUGAAACGAAAGACGUUCAUGAACUGGUCCUAGAGGCACGGGAUCAAGGAGCACCAUCGAGAGCCGCCAGGGUACCUUUGAAAGUCACAGUUUUAGACGUCAAUGACAAUUCGCCUGAAAUCGUCGAUCCUCAAGGAGAUGUUGUCAGCGUUAGGGAGGAGCAACCACCGGGAACGGAAGUUGCCAAAGUGCGAGCACUGGACAUGGAUCUCGGUGAGAACGCUUCGGUGACCUAUAGUAUCUUGAAAGACCGAGAUUCAGAUGGUUACAACGUCUUCACUAUCGAUCCGAUCACGGGCAUGAUUAGGACCAAGGCCGUGCUCGAUCACGAGGAGCGCAACGUGUACCGGGUGUCCGUAAAAGCUACUGAUGCUGGGCACUUACCGCGACACAGCAUCCGCGCAUUACGAGUCGAAGUUUUGGCACUCGCGGAUAAUCGACCAACCUUCACCAGCAGCAGUCUUACCUUUAAUGUGCGUGAAGAUGCAAGUAUCGGACAUGAGGUGGGAUCAGUGUCGGGGGCGGGUUCUGCAGGUCGCAUGGCCUUCACCUUGGAUUCACUGACGCCGAUCAGCGAGUUUCCAGCUUUCGACGUCGAUCGUAGCUCAGGCCAUCUAGUGGUCGCGCAUUCUCUUGAUCGCGAGAACGUAAGUGAAUACCACUUAGAGAUUCGUGCGUUGGAUACGACCUCGAUCGGGAAUCCUCAAAGUAUCGCCGUCUCCGUGAAGAUUAUCAUAGAGGAUGCUAAUGACAAUGCGCCGAAAUGGCCACAAGAUCCGAUAACUAUUCGCGUGUCCGAAAAAGCGGCGAUUGGCUCGACCAUUUACAAUCUUACGGCCAGUGAUUUGGACAGCGGCUUGAACGGCGAUCUCAGGUACAGUCUCGUAGAUGAGUUUCCAUCGAAGGGUUAUUUUGCCGUGGACUCUUUGACGGGCGCUGUAACGUUAGCUAAGCAAUUAGACAGAGAGGAAAGGGCGGAUUACACUUUAAUUCUCAAAGCAUCGGACCGCGCACCACCAGGCGAGCAAUUAGCAUCUACAGUUACAGCGAAAAUCAUAGUCCUUGAUCAAAAUGACAACGAUCCUGUCUUCGUCGCGCCGGAUUCUAACGAGAUAACCGUCCCAUCGAAUCUUUUGCUUGGUGCGAGCUUAGUAAGAGUCGUCGCCGUAGACAAGGAUUCUGGUGACAAUGGUCGAGUGUCUUAUGUGAUAACUUCAGGCAAUGAAAAAGCAUGUUUCACCGUGGGCUACGAGUCAGGCAUCAUAAGCCUCGCGAAGUCCGUUAAAACAACCACGAAUCUCGAAAUCACGGCUAAUGAUCACGGAUCGCCGCCUCGUAAGGCGGUAUUGAAGUUGAGUCUGAUUCCUGUGACGACGCAGGCAAACGGACCUCCUCGGUUAUUAUUGCCCAAUCCCAUAGCCAGGAUUUCCGAGAAUUUGCACAUUGGGGCGCCCGUACUGAACGUCGCGGGACCAAUCGCGGAUCAAGGUAACAUCACCUUCACAAUUCCGAAGGAUGUGGCCUCGAACAAAUUCACCAUUGCAUCUAAUGGUCUAGUCACUCUUCGGGAUACUCUGGAUCGCGAAAAAGUUGCGCGUUAUUCCGUUUCUAUUCUGGCGAGAUCCAGUAAACUUUUGGACAUCACUACUCUGGAGGUGAUUGUGAUGGACGAGAACGACAACAGUCCGGAAUUUCGGCCAGGUUCCUGUUACACUCUCGCUGUACCAGAAAACCAGGAAACUUCCGUGAUCCACACCGUAGCUGCGACUGAUCUUGAUGAGGAAAAGAAUGGCGAAAUCUUUUACAGUAUCGCAGGCGGCAAUAUUGGUACCAAGUUCACUUUGAAUCCAAUGACCGGUGUAUUGUCAAUGUCAAAUUUGGAUCGCGAGACCGUACCCAAAUAUGUAUUGACGAUUUUGGCCAAGGACAGGGGAAGACCAAGUCGGGAAGCGCGCUGUAAUCUCACUGUGAUUGUGCUGGACAUCAACGACAAUGCUCCGAUCUUCGUGCAGAAUCAGUACAUCGAAUCUCACGCACAUAACGGUUUUUCGUAUGGAUCGUCAAACUAUCCGGCAAAUUAUUAUCCCACCAAAUAUGUGACAACCAUCUCGGAAGACGUUGCGCCGGACUCGAGCGUGAUGUCCGUAAAGGCGACAGAUCCGGAUCAAGGUGUAAACGGAAAAAUUACGUAUGCCAUCGCCGACGAGACAAGCUGGCUCUUCAGGGUCGACAACCUUACCGGUGUUAUUACUACAGCUGGUUCACUGGACCGCGAAAGCAAAAGCAGAUAUCUCUUUCACGUAGUCGCUACAGAUAGUGGCAAGUACGAUGCGAAGAGCACCUCGGUAAGCAUUGAGAUCAACAUUAGCGAUGUAAAUGAUAACGCGCCGGUUUUUGCGGAAUAUCCCUUUCGGACGCGCGUGCCCAUCGGUAUACAGCCCGGUCAGAAUAUUCUACGGGUGGUAGCCAAGGACGUCGAUGAUGGGGCCAACGGAGAUAUCGUGUAUUCGUUCUUGCACGAGCAGGAAAAGCCAAAGUUUCGGAUACAUCCCAGCACCGGCGAAGUAACCGCGAGUUUGUCGCUAUCUCAGGACAACGGCAAGAUCUAUCACUUGGAGGUAUUAGCCAGGGACAAAGGAAAUCCUCCAAAGAGCGCCAAGGGUUUAAUCGAGCUUCAGAUCGGCGAUCUCUCAGAUUUAGCACCAGCCCUCAAAUUUCAGAAUGAUACAUACAACGUCGUCGUUCAAGAGAACUCUGUAACCGGGACGGAGAUCGCUCAAAUCACUGCAGUGCGCACCGAUGGCAGAAGACAGCAUGUAUCCUACUCGAUCGUGUCGGGGAACGACUUCGAUACCUUCGCGAUCGAUGCAGGUACCGGUUUGUUGCGCGUCAAUAAUCCUACAAGACUCGACGCAGAACUCUGGAACGAUAUAACGGUAAAGGACUUUAGCGAAGAGUUACCGUACGAUUCGACACGAAUCAAUUCGUGGGGUAGAUCUCUAGAGGAUCAGGAGCCUCGAGAAAGUUCGAGACACGUACUCAAUAUUAUGGCAAAGACAACAGGACCAGAUGUCCUGGAGGCAUACGUCAAGGUGAUCGUCAGAUUAUCCGAUGUCAACGAUAAUCCGCCAAUCUUCACGCAAACGCAAUACUCGGCUACUGUGCUUGAGGGCAAUACUAAAGGAGAUUUCGUCGUAAAACUUUCAGCAGAUGACGCUGACCAAGGUCUGAACAGCAGGAUUUUAUAUCAUAUUGUGGAUGGUAAUCCGGAUAAUGCCUUCACUAUAAGCCCGCCGCAUAGUGGAAUCGUAAGAACCAAUAUAGUCUUAGAUCGUGAAGUCCGUGAAAAAUAUAGGCUGACCAUUAUUGCAACCGACCAAGGAAAUCCACAAUUAACAGGCACGGCUGCACUGAGCGUCCGUGUAAUCGAUAUCAAUGACAAUCAGCCCACGUUCCCAAAACACAACAUUAUUUCAGUUUCUGAAGGUACAGCCAUGGGAACUGUACUAACGACCAUGACGGCGAAUGACGUUGACAGUUCACCGGUGUUGACGUAUCGAUUCGGGAACUUGACGAGUCCGGGACCCUUCAGCAUCGACCGAUAUGGUGGCAAGGUCGUUUUACGGAAGCGUCUGGACGCCGAGACGCGCUCCGAGUAUAGUCUCCAGGUGAUUGCCAGCGAUGGAAUUCACGAGGCGACGACCGACCUCGUCGUUCGUGUGACCGAUCUCAACGACAACGCGCCGCGAUUCGAACAGGCUGUCUACGUGGCUGUUCUCUCAGAAGGGCAAGGCAAUCUACAGGAAAUCCUGACGGUAAAUGCGACGGACGACGAUCUUUCGGAGGAGAACAGCCGAAUACGAUACUAUCUGUUGCGAUCUGUCAAAGGAUUUUCGGUACAUCCUGUGACUGGUGUUCUGACUGUUAAUCGCACGGCGAUACCCAGACCAAUACCGAAAGAAAUGGACUUGGCGAUCGUCGCGGAGGAUUAUGGCAAGCCUUCGGCAUCAUCGAUAUGUUCAGUUAUUGUGCGACUUAGCAGUUUAAAGAACGCCCUUCCAGGACGGGAGUAUAAGGUUACAGUGAAAGAAAAUUCGCCAAAGGGUACGACACUAAUGAAGCUCUCCGAUGUAGAUUUGUUGGAUGGCGCUAUCGUUGCAGGCGACGAUAGCGGAGCGUUCGAGAUAUUUAGAGGCAAAUUGAUUCUAUCCAGGACACUUGAUCGUGAAAUCAAGGAUAGAUACAUAUUGCGCUUGAGCAGUAAAAGCGAAAACAUGACGACGGAUUCGCUGAUGGGAGAAGAACCGGUAACAGUAACAAUCAUCGUGGAAGACGUCAACGACAAUUAUCCAUACUUCCUGAAAGAAUUUUAUCAAGUGUCGAUCAAGGAAGAUGCUCCACGUGGAACUACUGUUGUCGUUUUACGUGCCAAGGACGAUGACUUGAUUGACAGCGCAGCAGCUACUUUGAUGUACGACAUUACGUCAGGCAACGACGGUGGUCUCUUUCGGGUUGAGAGAAUGACAGGCGCCGUUUUAGUGAACUCCACGCUCGAUUGCGACCUUGAGGCUGAAGUCCACAAUCUCGUAGUGAUGGCUUGCGACAGUGAUCCAAUAUUGCCUUUUUGUGCGCUCGCCAUACUUCGGAUUCACCUGGAAGAUGUAAAUGACAACUCACCAAAGUUCCCCGUUUCCGAAUAUCUCCAAUUUGUUGGUGAGAACGAGCCGAUUGGCACGAUAGUAUUUUCAUCGCGUGCCUCAGAUUUAGAUCGUGGUAUUUUUGGAUCAUUGAAUUACUCUAUCGUAUCUGCCGCUGCGAGCGGAUUCUCCGACAUCGACGACAGUUGGAAGCUGUUUGCGGUUGAUGAGAAAUCUGGCAUUGUUACCACUCGUGCCGUAUUUGAUUACGAGCAACGGAAUCGAUAUGCUUUCACGUUACGUGCCACAGAUAUGGGCGGUCGUUCCGCUGCUGUGCGCGUUAGGGUAGAAAUCGAUUCAAGGGAUGAAUUCUUUCCGCAAUUUACUGAAAGAAUGUAUAGAUUCGGAAUAAAAAGCGGAGUUUCGAUAUUGCCUGGCACCGUAAUCGGUCACGUGACAGCAACUGAUCGUGAUAAAGGGCCUGACGGCCGAGUAGUGUAUCAGUUAACAUCUCAGCAUCCAUAUUUCAAAUUAAAUCGCACUACCGGCGCAUUGAUCGUGAAGCAAAAGUUAAUGCAUAUCGAUAUGGGCGUAGAAGAGUCAUCGAGAUUGGUAGUUAGCGCGAGUUCCGGUAGGCAAGGUUCCCUGUCUAAUAUGACGGUAGUGGAGAUCAUUCUGAUGGACGACAACGAGCCGAAUGGAAUUAGAGGAGCUAUUACUCUAGCAACGGAUGUCGGCUCAAAUAAUAUGGCAGUAGCCACUCCUAGCGGCUUGGCCGAUUGGGGUCUAGGUCUGUUGAUUGCUCUUCUUCUUCUCAUUCUCGCCUUUGGCGCUAUUUUCCUUUAUCUUCACAUUCGUAAUCGUCGUCACAAAAAACCCGGCACGAAACCGGGUUUGAAUGGCGAAAGCAACGCUACCGCGUCCAAUAGCUACGUGGAUCCGAGUGCCUUCGACACCAUUCCGAUUAGAAGUGUGACCGGAGUAGGUGCGAACGGAAAUAGCAGUUCCGGAAGCGCUGGAGGAGCAGGCAGCGCAUCUUGCCAAUUUGCUCCUCCAAAGUAUGACGAAAUACCACCAUACGGAACAUCCGGUCAAUCCGGGCAACAACAGGCUACCUCCGAGCUUUCCGGAAGCGAUCAGUCGGGUUCCUCUGGCAGAGGUUCCGCCGAGGAUGACGGCGAGGAUGAGGAGAUCAGAAUGAUUAAUGAGGGUCAACAAACCGGCGAUUCCGCGAGCGACCUUUCGGUUCACAAUACUCAGGAAUACUUAGCUAGAUUGGGCAUCGUGGAUCCCCCAGCUGGUACACCUAGAAGACCUCCCGAAGCUCUUCCCUUGGAUAGUCUACAUUUGUUUGAAGACGAAGCGAGCACCGAGGCGGAUAUAGCAACGUUGAUCUAUGGCAAGAUUGGAGAAUCUGGACGACCCACUUCAGGCCUGGAAGUACCGGGUGGACCGUCGAUGAAUGGCUCUUUGAGCUCUAUCGUGCAUAGUGAGGAGGAACUUACUGGCUCAUACAAUUGGGAUUAUCUAUUAGAUUGGGGACCGCAAUAUCAACCAUUAGCCCACGUGUUCAGCGAGAUUGCCAGGCUGAAGGACGACGCUGCCAGUGUUCAAAGUGGAAACUCCGGCAGCAGCGGCAAGACCAAGUCUGUACAUAAAGCACCGCCACCACCAUUGCUUACAUCCGUCGCUCCGAGGUCAUUGGCGGCGCCAGCAUUGGCGAGAGGCAUCUUGCCGAGGUCACCAAUUAGCCACGAUGCCUCUACUUUUCCCUCUGCCGCUCUAAGUCCGAGUUUUUCACCCUCUCUAUCACCUCUAGCUACGAGAAGCCCCAGUAUCAGUCCUCUCGUGCCACCGGCCACCCAGAGAUCCAGUCAAAGUGCCAACCGAGGAAUUCCCGUCACCGAUGCCGAACUGAGGAUUUGAAGACAUUUAGAUUUUAUUUCGGCGUAUCCCCUGCGUACAAGUUAGUAGUGUUAAUUCAGUAAUGACUCGCCGAGUAAAAGAUAUUGGUAAGAAUGCGGUGCCUCAUGUAAAGCAGUGCGAAUGAUAUUCCUGUUAAUAUACAUUGUUUAAGUGCGAUUGAAUAUAUGAAUGUUGCUUUCUUAGAUGUGAAUGAUGUAUUAUAACUCGUGGGGUAAACGAGUAAUUUUAAUUUAGGAAUUUUAAUUUGACCGGCCAUCGAAGAAGAAUAUAGUGAUCGAAUUGUUUUCCUCGUCAUACGCAAACAUUGUCUUCCCGCGAUCAAUUAUUAUUUGUAAUUAAUUAACGAAAUAUCGACUAUAUAGAUAAUUUUAAUUCAUCGCGCAGGAUAAGAAUAAUAUAUUUCACUCGCAGAAGUGAAACAGUAAGCGGGAAAGCGGCGAUUGCGUCUCGACGAUUCCGUAUUUAUUAUACAAUACGGCUGCAUCCUUUGUUCGGAUCACAAUCGAUAGGCAAUUGAAAGGAAGUAUUUUUUUAAACGGAAUUGUGUAAAUAUUCGCCGGCUGCGACGGCGUUUAGUCAUUAAGUAGCAUUGUAAAUAUUAAUUCACGUGAACAAUGAUGCUGUCAUAAUCAAAAAGAUAGACUGUCCUUAUAUAAACCGGAAACUGCGAAUGAUCGCGCCGUGUUUGUCAAGUUGCGUGAAUAUGUACAGUAAUAAUCUACUUUUAUAAUAUUGUGAAUUGAUAUACGAACAUGGCGAUAUCAUUCAAGUCGAAAGAAAAAAAUACGCUACUACGAGUGAACUGAUAACGCCGGAUUUCGUGGUAGUGCGUCUCUAAAGCCGCCCGUAUAACUUCGUUGAUUAAUUGUUACUUCAUUCCUGUCUUCCGAACGCGACUUUGAUGUAACGGAGGAUGAAAUUUCAGCCAGGUACAUAUAUGUAUACAUAUGCACUGAUUAUAUAUAAAUGUAUGUCAUAUUUUGUAUAAAUCGUUCUGUGUACAAAGACUCUCCCGAGCCGAGGGCCUUACCGCGACGUGGGCCUUAAAUAAAUGAAUUUUU
Messenger RNA from Camponotus floridanus (Florida carpenter ant), 12400 nucleotides. It is a transcript of the gene ds, whose product is annotated as protein dachsous. Gene Ontology annotation, molecular function: calcium ion binding. Gene Ontology annotation, biological process: homophilic cell-cell adhesion. Gene Ontology annotation, cellular component: plasma membrane. NCBI's taxonomy places the organism in Eukaryota, Metazoa, Arthropoda, Insecta, Hymenoptera, Formicidae. The transcript is spliced from 17 exons. The record is from RefSeq and is a predicted model, not a curated record. The coding region runs from base 1401 to 11339 and encodes 3312 amino acids.